UCAGACUUUAACAGCAAUAACAGCUCCAGCUCUUCUCAACUAACUUCUUCUCUUUCCUUCAGUAAAAGACUCAGAUUGGUGGAGUUUCCUUGUAAAAGCCCUCUGCAGAUUCCACUUCUCCCUGGCCUCCUUCAACUUUGGCUUGUUUGAGGUCUCACUUCUGGAGAAUUUCCUGUCUCAUAUUUUACAGAAUGAAGCAAUCCCAGCAGCCAAUGGUGUAUUAUGCUCUCCAUACAUUGUGGUCCACGGCAGCGAGCACAGCACAACCCACAAGGAGGGAGCACAAAGGCAUCUUUUUAAAGCUACCUUUAAUCCCUAAGUGCCAGUCCCCUGAAGUAAACUAGUGCUGCCUGAAGGCUGCUCUAACUUGUGUUGACUGCCAAGAGUCGUAAAAGGGGUUAUCUGCUGAUUUCCAGACACUCAGUAAGGAGCGAUCAUUUGGUGGGCCAGGAAGUUUACAGCCAACACCACCAGUCUGAAUGCUGAACCAAAAUACCUUUUCUUUUCAACCUUAAAAUUCAGGACUGGAGAGGAGUGAAGUCUUCCUGCUGCUGCUCUGAUCUGGGGGAAGAAGGAAGAAUGUCACUGUGAAAACAGGAAAAGAUGCUGAAGUUUUGGUAUUUUUUCCUCGUGUUAUGUUUGCUCAUCCAGCAGCUUGAUGCUAACCCUGGGCUCAAAGUCAGGAUCACACAGAAAGGGCUGGACUAUGGUAAGAAGAUCGGGCUGAAGAUCCUGAAGCAAAGAAUAAAAGAAGAAAGCUUCCCAGAUUGGAGUGGCCGGGAGAAAUCUGGAGUUGGCGAUGUGGACUACACAAUUUCAGGGGUAAGAAUUAACACCAUUGAAUUCCCAGAUGCUUCCGUAUCCCUCAUACCUGGGAUUGGGAUUAAACUAUCAACUCAUCGUGCUUAUGUAACCGCCAGCAUUAACUGGAGCAUCAGGACCUGGUUGUUCAAAGACAGUGGAAGAGCUACAGUGUCCAUUUCAGGAGUAUUUAUUACAGCAGUCUUUACCAUGUCACAAGAUAGCACAGGUCACCCAUCAAUGUCAUUGGAUAGCUGCCAGAUGAGUAUUAGGGGUGUGGAAGUCAAGCUGAAUGGAACAAUCAGCUGGCUCUAUAAAUUCUUUACUAAAUACCUGGAGAAGCCCAUUCACAGGAGCUUGGAUACACAUUCAUGUCCAAACAUCAGACAAGGGAUCCAGCAGAUUGAUGCACAGCUCAGAACACUUCAGGUCCCAACCCAGAUCGAUGCCUUUGCCCAAAUAGACUACUCCCUAGCUAACUCUCCAGGAGUCUUCCAAUCCUACAUUGAUUUGGACUUAAAGGGCACAAUCUAUCCAGUUGGAAAUUGGACUGACCUUGCCUUUGUACAAGCUCCCUUCAUUCUCCCAGACAAAAAUGAUUCCAUGCUUUACUUCGGCAUCUCUGAGUAUUUCUUUAAGUCUGCCUCACUGGCUUAUUACACAGCAGGGGCCUUCAACAUCACCAUUGUAGAAGAGCUCUCCAGUUAUUUUAAUGUAACAACAGAGACCUUUGGUAGCAUCAUUCCUGAGAUUGCCCAGUAUUACAUAGAGGCACGCCCCGCAAUGUUGAACCUGAGGGCUACUGCUGCACCUGUGAUCAGUUUACAGAUAGACAGCUUUACUCUAGAGAUCUGUGCCUCCAUGGAGGUUCUUGCUGUCCUGCCAGACUCAACCACCCAAUCCAUGUUUACAGUGAACAUAAUAGCAAACACCAGUGUCAGUCUGACUAUAUUUGAACAGAAGCUGAUUGGCUCAUUAUGUCUGAACAGAUUCCAGCUCUUCCUGGCCGACUCCAGGGCUGGGUUCUUUGAGGUCUCACUUUUGGAGAAUUUCCUGUCUUAUGUUUUACGGAAUGGAGUAAUCCCAGCAGCCAAUGUUAAACUGAAGAAGGGAUUCCCUCUUCCUAAACUGGACCAAAUUACCCUCCUCAGGCCUGUUGUUAAAGUUAAUGAGGGUUACCUGCUGAUUUCCACUGACAUUGACUACAAACUCUAAGGAAGGAGAGCUCAUUUGGAUGAUCAGGAAGUUCCCAACCAACAACAUGACCCUGAAGGCUGAAUACUGUCCCUUUUGUUUUUAAACUUAAAAGUUCUGCAAAUGAGCAAAGUCUUCAUUUCUGCUCUGAUUUGGGCAAAAAGCCAAAAAGAAAGAGGGAAUUGACCCCUGAAAUAUUUAUAGCAUGUAUCCAGCAGAAAACCAUGUAAAAACAUAUUGCAGUAUGUGUUUUUUGUGGUUAGGUAGGGGAUGCAUUUGUUGUUCGGGAGUUUGUAGGUGCUGCAAAAAUUCCUGUUUUUAAAGGUUAAAGUCUCUCUUUUUAAGUAAAGCCUUUUUUAUAUACUUCCUGGGAAGCUCAAUAUUCUUUAGAAAAAAGGACCUAUGCCACCAAACUGCAAACACAGCUAUCAUCAUCAGCUGCUCUACUAAUGGUCUUGUUGUAGCAUAAACUUCUUAUUCUGCUUCCAAAGGAAUGCAUCUGUUGUGUUUAAUAUGAAGUGGGAGCUAUCAAAAAGUGCUUCAAGCUGAAAACUCUCUUUGUGCCUAUGAGGACUUAAAUCUUCUGAGUUCUUUGUGAAAGGAUUUCCUCCGAGUUUGAUCAGGGGGAUGAACAAAGUGCCAUGGCUCUUCUUAGUGGUAUUUCAGGACAGGGACUACCGUGAUGUGUUUGUAGUUAUAAGCAGGUACCUAAGAAGUUCCAGAACUUUGAGCUGAAAAAGACCCAUGAGUCUAGUUCAUGCCCUGACAGUACAGAAUUAUUCUUUACACUUUCAUUAGUACUGUAUCCCUAACUUUUAGAUGUGCCAAGAAAUGCAGCUACAACCACUUUUCUUGAGAAACUAUUCCACAAUCUCACUUUCCAGAAAUCUUCAGGCAGAAUUUUUUAAUGAUUCGUUCAAUUACGCCUAGUGAUAUCUACCUCCUCAUUCCACCUGGAAGAGUUCCUAGCUCCCCUUGGCAGUUUCACUCUUCAGCUUGCAGGGACAAAAAGGGGCUGUUGAAAGGGAAGGGGGAAUAAAAACUUGAAAUUAAAAAAAAAAAAAGGUUUUGAAAAAUGAAACAUGUUUUCAUUUGAUUUUGACCCAUUUCCAAAAAAAUCAGACUUGCCCUGCCCACCCUAUUUCCCAGCAGAAAAAAAACAACCACCACCGACCUGUGUUUGACAAACCCCCAUUUCUCAGCAGGAAAUGUUUGG
This is a messenger RNA of Dermochelys coriacea (leatherback sea turtle), 3211 nucleotides long. It is a transcript of the gene BPIFC, whose product is annotated as BPI fold containing family C. NCBI's taxonomy places the organism in Eukaryota, Metazoa, Chordata, Testudines, Dermochelyidae. The coding region runs from base 604 to 2016 and encodes 470 amino acids. Gene Ontology annotation, molecular function: lipid binding. The transcript has 20 exons. The record is from RefSeq and is a predicted model, not a curated record.